CUGAGGUGCUACGAGUGGCAGUAAAGGAGUUUGCAGUAGGCGAGGUUACCCUUUGCGUUUCCUAAACUUUAUGCAAGCAGUUCACAUUGCUUUACAAGCUGCCUGCGUGUGUACGCAGGCCAAAGUUGCAUUUACACACCUGCGUCCGAUGCUGAUCCGCACAACAGUUCAGGCACAAUACAGAGCAAUCUCUUGUGCAGCUGUGAACCUUCCAAUCCCUCGUCCGCCAACAAGCACUCGCUUUCAGCAAGCGGGUCCCUCUAUUGUAAACUUUGCACAUUAUCUAAAAAAUCGCGCUGGGACUCUGGCAAGCAUGUCGACCGAGUGCACCGCUGCCUCAGCAACCACAACCGCCGUGACCACAGCAAUGUCGGCAGGCGCUGCCUGCGUUGAUCCCGGCUCCAUCUCAUACCUUUCCCAGUCCGACGCCGCCUCCGUGGACCAGCUGCUGAUGGGCCCCCAGCUGGGCUUCUCAGUGGAGCAGCUGAUGGAGCUGGCGGGGCUGGGCGUGGCGGCGGCACUGGCGGCGGAGUGGGGGCCGCAGGUGGUGGUUUCGGAGCCGACAUCAGCAGCGGCCUCCUCCCCUGCCGCUACUGCCCCUGCCCCUGCCGGCACCCGGCGGCGCCGUGUGCUGGUGCUGGCGGGUCCCGGCAACAACGGCGGGGACGGGCUGGUGGCGGCACGUCACCUGCACCACUUCGGGUACGAGGUCAAGGUGUGCUACCCCAAGCCGACCGACAAACCGCUGUACAACGGCCUGGUCAAACAGAUCAGCUCCCUGGGUAUCCCGCUGCUGCCCUGGUCCGCCCUCUCCCCCGCCCCGCUGGCCGCCCAGGCGGAUGUGGUGGUGGAUGCUCUGUUCGGGUUCAGCUUCAGCGGCCAGCCGCGAGCGCCCUUUGACGAGAUCAUACGGGCCCUGCUACCCUCCGCCCGACCGCCCCCCAUCGUCUCCGUCGACGUGCCCAGCGGCUGGCAUGUGGAGGGCGGUGACAGCGAGCUGCCGCCAGGGGGGGCACUGCAGCCGGACAUGCUGGUGUCGCUGACGGCGCCCAAGUUGUGUGCGCGGUACUUCAAGGGCGCGCACCACUACCUGGGUGGUCGCUUCGUGCCGCCCCCCCUGGCGCAGCGCUUCCAGCUGCGGCUGCCGCCCUACCCGGGGGCCGCCAUGUGCGUGCGGAUCGGGGGGGCGGAGGCGGGCAGUGCGGAGCAGGCGGCGGUGAGCGCCGCGGCGGAGGCCAGGAGGAUAGCCGACAUGCGCAUCAGCUACGAGCGAGGCGGGCUGGAGGAGGCCGCAUUCAGCGGUCGCGACCCACGGGACGUUUUCGAUGAGUGGUUCCGAGCGGCGGUGGAGGGCAAGGUGUGCGAGGAGCCCAACGCCAUCAGCCUGGCCUCAUGCGACUCGGGAGGGCGGCCCAGCGUGCGGGUUGUGCUGCUCAAGGGGUACGACAGACGAGGCUUCGUCUUCUACACCAACUACUCGAGCCGCAAGGGUGAGGAGCUGGGCAACGGCUGGGCCGCCUUCUCCAUAUACUGGGAGAAGCUGCAGCGCCAAAUCAGGGUGGAGGGGGUGGUUGAGAAGGUUCCGGAGGCGGAGAGCACCGCCUACUUCCACAGCCGCCCGCGGGGCAGCCAGGUGGGCGCCUGGGUGAGCGAGCAGAGCCAGCCGUGCAGGGACCGGGCGGAGCUGGAGGCCAGGAACGCCGCCCUGCAGGAGCGCUUCUCCGACCCCAGCCAGCCGGUUCCCAAGCCCCCCCACUGGGGCGGGUUCCUCAUCCGACCCACCUCCAUCGAGUUUUGGCAGGGCCGCCCCUCGAGACUGCACGACCGCAUUCGCUUCCGCCGGAAUAGCCCGGACGACAGUGACCCGUGGGUCAUGGAGCGCCUGCAGCCGUAACACCAUGCGGGUCGGUGGGUUAUGGCGUGAAAGCGCCGUGUGUGGGGUGGUGGUGGCUGGCCUCGGCCCGCGUGGCUUAUGUUUCAGGAGGAGGAGCCGCUCUGUGAGAGUCAGUUGAGACGGAGCGGGAGCCUGGAGUGGAAAGGAAUGCGAGAAGGAGCGACUCGACCUGUGCGUGCAUGCAGGUGGCAUGCUACCGGACUUGUACCGGUAUGCGCUCUAGGGUGCUCGGCUGCAGCUGGCCAUAAUGUACGGGUAGCUUGGCAGCGGCUAGCUUCGUGGCUAGCUACGUAGGUAGCUUUGCGUUUGACAUGCAGUUGUACUUUCUUCAUCCUACAAUGUGUAGCAUGAAGUUGCGAUGGGUUGGUGCAGCUAGCAUCUGUAUGUGUUGUGGGUGUGGCGCUGGCGUGCUUUAGGGCUUCUUUUUAGGGAGCACGAAGAUUGCAUUUAACUACAGUCCGGGCUGGCAAGGUAUCUGGGUUCCAUGCAUCCAGAGCACCUGUUUGUUAGGUCCAGCGCCGCAACUUGAAGAUGCGUCAGGACGUCACUGAAAGGAGUGGUGACAGUUUCUUAAGUAAUGUAGCGAAGUUUGCGUGGUGUAAGACCGAGCAGGGUCCUAGCCUCUGGGGCUCACCUGUCAGAGCGGAGUCUUUUGUCAGAAAGUGCAAUAAAUGUAUGAUGGCUCAUGG
Astrephomene gubernaculifera is the source of this 2583-nucleotide messenger RNA. The record is from the annotation of a GenBank genome assembly. NCBI's taxonomy places the organism in Eukaryota, Viridiplantae, Chlorophyta, Chlorophyceae, Chlamydomonadales, Astrephomenaceae.